Molecule: messenger RNA, 7110 nt
Organism: Prunus mume (Japanese apricot)
Lineage: Eukaryota; Viridiplantae; Streptophyta; Magnoliopsida; Rosales; Rosaceae
Source: RefSeq, a predicted model, not a curated record
UAGAAAUUUUUUUUUUUUUUUGAAAAGGGGGAGAAUAAGCCUAUAAACAAACGGGCAAUUCAAGCAAAGCCGCAACGAAAAGGCCCAAAGCCUUCUUCUUCUUUGUCUCUCUUUGGUUCUCUCCUCCUUUCUCUGAAGCAAACAACUGAAACAAACCCGCAAGCAACACCUGCAAUAAGCCUACAACCAGUCUCAGCGAAAAUGUUUCAUUUCAACACUCCAGGGUUCAAAUGUCUUGCCAUUUCGUGAUUUUCUGACUUGUUAGGGGACUAAGAGCAGCUCUUGGUCCCUGGCCUAUGACUUGCAAUUGGAUCUUGAUGCCUAAGGGAAGACAAUGAGUGGAAAACUCCAUUGCCCAUUUCUUGGGGUUUCACUUCACAGUUCUCUAAAUGGUAGAAACAAUGGAAAUUUCAUUUGUUGGGAAAGAGGGCAUGUGGCAAAAAGGGCUCCUCGCAGGUGUGUAUGUGAAAAGCAGAAUUAUUGGAUUACCCAAGCAAUUAGAGUUUCACAGUUAUGGGGGAAAAAUGUGGAAUUGUUAAGGAGAACCUUCGAGCUGAAAAAUGGGAUGAAGGUACAAUGUGUUAAGGAGCCUUUUUCUCGAAGCAAGGCUCUGGUGAGGUCUUUGUCUCCUCUGUGGGAAGAGGGGUUACUUUUAGUUAGGUGCUCUGUAUUUUUGGCCGUGAUAUCUGGUGUAUGUUUAUUGGUAUGGUAUGGCCAAUCCAAAGCCAAGGGUUUUAUUGAAGACAAGCUUUUGCCUUCUGUUUGUUCAGUACUCAGUGAAUAUAUUCAGCGUGAAGUUGUUUUUGGUAAGGUUCGAAGGCUAUCACCUUUGAGCAUCACGCUGGAGUCCUGUUCGGUUGGGCCUCAUAGUGAGGAAUUUUCUUGUGGUGAGGUCCCAUCUAUGAAACUUCGCCUUUGUCCUUUUGCAAGUCUAAGGAGGGGAAGGAUUGUGAUUGAUGCAGUUUUGUCACAUCCAACUGUCUUGGUUGCGCAGAAGAAGGAUUAUACUUGGUUAGGGAUACCCUCAUCUGAAGGUGGUCUACAGAGACACUUAUCUACUGAAGAAGGAAUUGAUCAUCGAACGAAAACCCGGAGGCUUUCUAGAGAGGAAGCGGCUGCUCGCUGGGAAAGAGAAAGGGAUGAAGCAGCAAAGAAAGCUGCAGAGAUGGGCUACAUUGUUUCUGACAAGGCUUCCUGCCCAUCAAAAGGAGAUGACUCAAAGCAAGGUUAUAGCCAUUCUGCAGAUUUAGCAAGUUCUGAGUCUUUUCCAUGCAUGGAUGAAAAGAUGCACUGGAGGGAUCAUUGCAUGGACACAGGUGUUGAUUAUGAAAUAAAGCAUGCAGAUUUGGAGAAAUCAUUGGGUGUAAAAAUUCCUGGGUCAGGGCUUAAAUUUUGGUCCAGAGUGAUAAAGGGGCCUAAAAAGCACAAAUUUAAAAGGAAGGGUUAUGGGAGUGAUAUCUCUGCAUCUGGAAUUACUGCCAAAAGAAGAAUUCUCCAGUCCAGUGCAGUAAGGGCACUUGCAUAUUUUCAGGAUCUAUCUCAGGGGAAGUCUGACGAGCCUUCACAGUCAUCUGGCGGUUAUGAUGUGAUCAACCUUGACUCCUAUUUGAUGAACAAUGUGGUUGAAACUAAUGCCGGCACUUCUAUCACAAGUACUGGUGAAGAUACUUCAAGAGAUGACAACCAGGAUGGAAAACAUUGUGGAGAUUCAGCAGGCCAUCCUCUUAAAGAAAAUGAGAAUGUCAACAGUCAUUUAAGUAGUUUGAAUUAUAUACAUUUAAAUAGGUCUAAUGGAGGGGGGACAUCCAGUAAAAAUUCCGCUCCCUCUGCAAAUGCUGUAGGAACUAAUACUAAUAGUUAUAAUGUAAAAGAUGAGGAUUCUAGAGUUGAUGUUGUUAAUAAGCAUACUGAUGAUGAGAUAUCUGAGAGGCAAGCAGGUCAAACGUUGCAAAAUUCAACUUCCAUACUACCUUCGGUUGCAACGUAUGAUCAAGUUCCUAUCUGGCCCCUAAGCCUGAAAUUAGGCUUUCCCUCUUUUUCUAGAAAUUCCGGAGAGCCAUUAUCACAUCUUCUCUCUGGUUCCAUUCAAAAGCUGACGUCUAGCAUGGGAACCAGAGUUGACAAUAUUGUUGCAGAACUCGUAGAUGGGGUCAGUGUUGUGCAAUCUGAAGGCAUUGAGAAGAUGCUUCCAGUUACGCUAGAUUCAGUACAUUUCAAAGGAGGAACGCUGAUGCUACUUGCAUAUGGUGACAGGGAACCUCGUGUGAUGGAGAACGUUGAUGGACACGUGAAGUUUCAAAAUCACUAUGGUCGGGUUCAUGUACAACUUAGUGGAAACUGUCAGAUGUGGAGGUCCGAUAACUUAUCUGAAGAUGGUGGCUGGUUGUCUGCAGAUGUUUUUGUUGACAUUGUUGAACAGAAAUGGCAUGCUAACUUAAAAAUUGCCAACCUUUUUGUUCCGCUUUUUGAACGGAUCUUAGAAAUUCCAAUAAAUUGGUCCAAAGGAAGAGCCACUGGUGAGGUUCACUUGUGCAUGUCAGGAGGAGAAACAUUUCCAAAUCUUCAUGGACAGCUUGAUGUGACAGGGUUGGCUUUUCAAACAAUUGAUGCUCCAUCUUCGUUUUCUGACAUUUCAGCGAGCUUAUGUUUCCGUGGCCAACGAAUAUUCUUACACAAUGCAAGUGGCUGGUUUGGGGAUGUUCCCCUGGAAGCUUCUGGAGAUUUUGGUAUUCAUCCUGAGGAAGGAGAGUUUCAUCUUAUGUGUCAGGUUUCUUGUGUGGAAGUAAAUGCCUUGAUGAGAACUUUCAAGAUGAAACCUCUCUUGUUUCCGCUGGCUGGUUCAGUGACUGCUGUGUUUAACUGUCAAGGUCCAUUGGAUGCUCCUAUAUUUGUGGGAAGUGGAAUGGUAUCUAGAAGGAUUUCUCAAUCAGUUUCUGAUUUUCCUCCAUCUUCGGCAUCAGAAGCAGUUUUGAAAAGUAAGGAAGCUGGUGCAGUAGCAGCAUUUGAUCGUGUACCAUUUUCAUGCGUGUCGGCCAAUUUCACUUUUAACACUGAUAGCUGUGUUGCUGACUUGUAUGGAAUAAGAGCUAGCCUUGUAGAUGGAGGUGAAAUUCGAGGGGCAGGGAAUGCAUGGAUUUGCGCUGAGGGUGAGGUUGAUGAUACAUCAAUGGAUGUGAAUUUCUCCGGAAGUUUGUGCUUUGAUAAAAUUCUGCAUCGAUAUGUACCUGGGUAUCUUCAACUAAUGCCACUCAAAUUAGGGGAUUUAAAUGGGGAGACAAAACUUUCUGGAUCACUAUUGAGGCCGAGGUUUGACAUUAAAUGGACAGCUCCAAAAGCUGAAGGGUCCUUCAGUGAUGCUCGAGGAGAUAUCAUAAUCUCGCAUGAUUCCAUUACUGUUAAUUCCUCAUCUGCUGCUUUCGACUUGUCCUCAAAAGUUCAAACAUCUUACACUGACGAAGACUGGCUACGGAGAAGAGAUGCUGAUGCAAAGAGUGCCAUGCCAUUUGUUGUUGAGGGAAUUGACUUGGAUUUGCGUAUGCGUAGUUUUGAGUUUUUCAACUUGGUAUCUCCUUAUCCUUUUGAUUCUCCGAAACCUAUGCAUUUGAAAGCAACAGGCAAGAUCAAGUUUCAGGGAAAGGUUUUAAAGCCUUAUAUUGAUAAUGGACAAGAUUUUGGUUUUGAGAGGAAUAAGCAACCUGUGGAAAUGACAGAUAAAGGAAAGACAGACAGUCUUGUUGGAGAGGUUUCCAUUUCAGGUCUUAAAUUGAAUCAGUUGAUGUUGGCACCUCAGUUGGCUGGAUCAUUGAGCAUGUCGCGUGAGUGUAUCAAGUUGGAUGCCACAGGUAGGCCAGAUGAAAGUCUUGUAAUGGAGUUUGUUGGACCCUUGAAGCCUAAUAAUGAAGAUAAUUCCCAAAGUGGACAGUUGCUGUCUUUUUUCCUUCAAAAGGGGCAACUAAAAGCAAACAUUUGCUUCCAGCCAUUUCAUUCUGCUAGCUUGGAGAUACGCCAGCUACCACUGGAUGAAUUGGAGUUGGCCUCACUCCGUGGAACAAUACAGAAGGCCGAAAUUCAGCUUAAUCUUCAGAAACGAAGAGGUCAUGGACUGCUGUCUGUACUUCGGCCGAAAUUCAGCGGUGUGCUAGGUGAAGCCCUUGAUGUGGCGGCUAGAUGGAGUGGGGAUGUUAUCACUGUUGAGAAAACAGUCCUGGAACAAAGCAACAGCCGAUAUGAGCUUCAGGGUGAAUAUGUAUUGCCUGGAACGCGAGAUCGCAACCCUGCUGGAAAGGAAAAGGGUGGCUUGUUGGAAAGGGCAAUGGCUGGGCAUCUGGGUAGUGUCAUAUCUUCUAUGGGGAGGUGGAGAAUGAGACUGGAAGUUCCUAGAGCUGAGGUUGCUGAGAUGCUUCCCCUAGCCAGGCUUGUUUCUCGAAGUACAGAUCCUGCUGUUCAUUCAAGAUCAAAGGAUCUCUUUAUUCAGAGUUUGCAGUCAGUGGGAUUAUAUACUGAAAGUCUUACAGAACUACUCGAGGUUAUACGGGGACAUUAUACUCCAUUAAAUGAAGUUGUUCUAGAAGAAUUGAAUCUUCCAGGUUUAACUGAGCUUAGAGGUAGCUGGCAUGGCUCUCUUGAUGCAAGUGGUGGUGGCAAUGGGGAUACAAUGGCAGAAUUUGAUUUUCAUGGGGAGGAAUGGGAGUGGGGAACCUACAAAACUCAGCGUGUUCUGGCAGUUGGUGCAUACAGCAACGAUGAUGGUUUGCGCCUGGAAAAGAUGUUUAUUCAGAAAGAUAAUGCUACAAUUCACGCAGAUGGGACUUUGUUAGGGCCUAAAACGAAUCUUCACUUUGCUGUUCUAAACUUUCCUGUUAGUCUAGUUCCUACUGUGAUUCAGGUGGUUGAAUCUUCUGCUACUGAUGUGGUUCAAUCUUUACGGAAAUUUUUAGCACCAAUUAGGGGUAUAUUGCACAUGGAAGGCGAUCUCAGAGGGAAUCUUGCAAAACCAGAAUGUGAUGUGCAAGUAAGGCUCCUGGAUGGUGCCAUUGGGGGGAUUGAUCUUGGACGAGCUGAAAUUGUUGCUUCCCUAACCUCAACCAGUCGUUUUCUGUUCAAUGCAAAAUUUGAACCAAUCAUCCAAAUUGGCCAUGUUCACAUUCAAGGAAGUGUUCCUGUCACUUUUGUUCAGAAUAACAUGUCAGAGGAAGAAGAUUCAGAAAAAGAUAAAAGUCGUGCAAGUUGGGACCAUGGUUGGGUAAAGGAAAGAGGUAGGGGUUCCGUAGAUGACUCUGGUGAAAAGAAACUUUCAAGAGAGCGAAAUGAAGAAGGGUGGGAUACUCGAUUAGCAGAAAGCCUCAAAGGUUUAAACUGGAACCUUCUCGAUGUAGGGGAAGUCAGAAUAGAUGCUGAUAUUAAAGAUGGGGGCAUGAUGCUGUUAACUGCCCUAUCUUCUUAUGCUAAAUGGCUUCAGGGAAACGCUGAUGUCAUACUUCAGGUCAGAGGCACAGUCGAACAACCAGUGCUGGAUGGAUAUGCAUCAUUCCACAGGGCAUCCAUAUCAUCACCAGUUCUCUGGAAACCACUCACAAACUUCGGUGGCACAGUUCAUGUGAAAUCGAAUAGGUUAUGCAUCACUUCGUUGGAGAGUAGAGUAAGCAGAAGGGGGAAACUGUUUGUAAAAGGAAACCUGCCCCUUAGAACAAGUGAAGCAUCCCUUGGAGAUAAAAUUGACUUGAAAUGUGAAGUUCUGGAAGUACGUGCAAAGAAUAUUCUGAGCGCCCAGGUUGACACUCAGAUGCAGAUAACUGGUUCUAUAUUGCAACCUAACAUCUCUGGAAGUAUUAAAUUGAGCCAUGGUGAAGCAUAUCUACCACACGAUAAGGGUAGUGGGGCUGCUACUAAUAGAUUGGCAUCAAAUGAGUCCAGGCUCCCUGGUACUGGUGUCGAUCGAGUAGUUGCCUCGAGGUAUGUUUCGCGGUUUUUCAGUUCACAACCUGCUGCUUCAAGGACAAAGUUCCCUCGACCUUCAGUUCAACCAACUGAAAAGGAGAUGGAGCAAGUGAACAUUAAACCGAAUGCAGACAUUCAGCUUAGUGAUUUGAAGCUCGCUCUAGGACCAGAGUUGAGGGUAGUUUAUCCUUUAAUCCUCAAUUUCGCAGUUAGUGGAGAGCUUGAAUUAAAUGGCCCGGCUCAUCCCAAAUCGAUACAACCUAGAGGUGUCUUAACUUUUGAGAAUGGUGACGUAAAUCUUGUUGCAACUCAGGUGAGGCUCAAGCAAGAGCAUCUGAAUAUUGCAAAAUUUGAGCCUGAACAUGGUCUAGAUCCAAUGCUAGAUUUAGUUUUGGUAGGUUCUGAGUGGCAAUUCAGGAUUCAAAGUCGAGCCAGAAACUGGCAGGACAAACUGGUUGUAACUUCUACUGGCUCUGUGGAACAGGAUGCCAUCUCACCUACUGAGGCUGCCAGAGUUUUCGAAAGUCAAUUGGCAGAGUCCAUCUUGGAAAACGAUGGGCAGCUUGCAUUCCAAAAGCUUGCAACUACAACACUCGAAAAACUGAUGCCAAGAAUAGAAGGGAAGGGAGAGUUUGGCCAGGCAAGGUGGAGGCUAGUGUAUGCACCACAGAUCCCUAGUUUGCUUUCUGUUGAUCCUACAGUGGAUCCUCUCAAAUCCCUGGCCAGUAAUAUUUCAUUUGGUACAGAAGUUGAAGUCCAACUUGGGAAACGUCUUCAGGCCACAAUUGUUAGGCAAAUGAAGGACUCAGAGAUGGCAAUGCAAUGGACCUUAAUCUACCAGCUUUCGAGCCGCCUGCGGGUUCUCCUACAGUCUGCUCCGUCAAAACGCCUCCUUUUCGAAUAUUCUGCUACGUCUCAGGAUUAGUCUGCUAGCCAAUUUUCUUUUAGCUCUAACUUUUCUGUGGAUCAGAUCAAGCCUUCAAUUGGAGCUUUGAAAUCUCAGUCAGUUAUACGUUCUAUUUCUUUCUUCUUCCUUUACUUUUUAAGUUUCUGAUUAUGUAUAAUUAUUCUUUGCUCAAAAUUGAAUGAGCUCCUUUGUAAGUUCAAUGCGUUCAAUUUGUAAAUAGUUCAAUAUUAUCAAUGAAAGAAAAUUACCGGUUCUAAGUUUCCAAC